Populus euphratica (Euphrates poplar) is the source of this 1126-nucleotide messenger RNA. RefSeq lists its product as uncharacterized. Bases 102 to 965 code for a protein of 287 amino acids. Gene Ontology annotation, cellular component: extracellular region. The record is from RefSeq and is a predicted model, not a curated record. The transcript has a single exon. Lineage: Eukaryota; Viridiplantae; Streptophyta; Magnoliopsida; Malpighiales; Salicaceae. Gene Ontology annotation, biological process: regulation of leaf morphogenesis; nitrate import; regulation of root development. Gene Ontology annotation, molecular function: hormone activity.
AAUCAGCUUUACUACUGCUCGUAGCAGCUUCAAUUGUUCCUCGAAUCAUUUCGUCCUAUCAUACAACAAAACCUUCACUUCCUUUCCCACUCUAGUUGAUUAUGGCGGAAACAUGCAAAUGUGCUCUAUUUAUUCUUGCACUUAUUACUUGCUUUCAAAUUCUGUUCACUGAAGGCAGGCCAAUCAAGUUAACGAAUAAGCAGGAACUUGUUUCCAUUGGAAAGGACUCCAUAGAAGAUGUGGUCAAGCAGGGUUUGAAUACCAAAUCACACUACAACAAUGCGAAGAACCAGAAAGUUUCUCUACCUGCACCCCCAGUUACUCACAAUCCUAGUGUUCACCAUUCCAAGGCGGGCAGAAAAGAAAUACCCCAUCCUGCAGUCCUGCGCUUUGGCAAUUCUGCUGCUGUUUAUAAGGAUGAUUCAACACCGGGCGUUAAUCCUGGUAUUGGGCAUCCAAAGACUAUAGGGACUAACUCCAACAGCGAACAUUCUCUCACUGACUUCAAAGAUGAUUUCCAGCCAACAACACCAGGUCGCAGUCCUGGGGCUGGCCAUGCUCUUGCCAAUGAUGAUGAUGAUGACAAUGAGGAAGUUUCUCCAAAGGCACCUGGCUCUGGUAUCGAACGUUCUGGUACAGCAUUCAAACCCACAACACCAGGCCACAGUCCUGGGAUUGGCCAUCUCUUUUCAGAGAAUGACAGUGAAGGUACUGACCCAAAGGCGCCUGAUACUAGCUCCAGUUCCGGAGAUUCUGUCACAGCAUCCAAACCAAAGACAACUGGUAACAGCCGUGGUAUUGGCCAUAAGUUAUCAGCAGAUAAGAGUGAAAUUACUGCCUCAAAGGCUGUCAGCAUUGAACAUUCAGUCACAGGAGUCGCAGAUGAUUUCCGACCUACAGUACCGGGUCACAGCCCUGGGAUUGGUCAUGUUCUACGAAACACGAACGAAGAACGGAAAGCAUAGAACAUGGAAUGUUGAUGUCAUAGACGAAUGGGUGGGUGCUCAUAUUAAGGAACAAACAAAAAGAGCAUGGACAUAUAUAGAUUGCAUAUGAAGCAUUAUUAUUUGGUAACAUGUAAAUGCCCGAGUCAGCUAGGUGAUUUCCAUUAAUCCUGUUCAUACGA